AGGUAUCCGGAUCAAAAUGGCGGUUCCCUGGAGAAAAAAUCCCAACACAAGCUUAGAAUGCCAGCCUUGGAGGAAGCUCAGUGUAGAAGGAAAGAUUCUCCUAGUAAAGGGAGUGUUCCUAGCCAGCUCUUACAGCAUCCUUUGUACCGACUCCUCUCUCAUGUGGGAGGAGAUAUUAGAUGAAGAAAAUUUGUUAGAGAGAUCAAAGAGUUUAAAUUCACAUAUCGAGGCACCUCCGACAGUUAUUACACAACAAUUAUUACAGAGGCUAUUAAAUGGCCCGUUAAUCAAGUGUAAAUAUUCAAUUAACAUUACAGAAAGUUUAUUAACUCUCUCAGUAUCGGGGCCACUGCAAGGUGAUUCUGGGCCCGAGUAUCAAUGGAAUUUUUGUCUUCACAAGACCCCCUCUCUAGUUCUAAAGCACCAAUUGGUCAAUCCAUUAUUAUCAAUGUCUGUCGAGUUGCUGCGGCAGCGGAACAGAUUAGUUGAUAUUAUUGAAAAGAAAGACAAAGAAAUAAGAGACUACAGGGAGAAUGGAGCCGUAAUAUCUAGAAAACAUUUGGAAACAUUGCCAUUUGACGAGAAAGCGUUCACUAAUGAAAUGAUUGUCACACAGGAUUUUCAAGUCUCUUCCAUUGAUCCAUUAAGCAGUAUAGAUUCAUCAUGGCAAGACUUGUACAGAGAUUUAUCUUUGUGUCGCAACUGGGUAUCAUCUACUGAUGUUACCUCAUCAACAACUGAAAUGCUUCCUGGUACUGGAGGGACGUGGGAAAAUAAAUUACCUCCUUCUUUAAUCGGCUCAGCAACCACCACACCCAGUGUAUCACCUAAGAAGAGAUCACUAGAAUCAUCCCCAUCAAAAGAUGCUGAGAAAAUGAGAAGACUAGAGCUAGAGAGACAAUUAGAGAAUAGUAAAGCAAAGAAUAAGAAAAAGAAGAAAAAGUUAAUGUAAACUAAAGCAAGUAUAGGAGCUAUGUUUUUAUCAGAGAGAUUUAUUGGAUAUAAUAUAAAAAUAUAACUAUUAUAAUGCUUUUUUACUUCUAUAAUUACUAUGCAGAAGAAUGAUCGAUUAAAUAUUA
Molecule: messenger RNA, 1079 nt
Organism: Amphimedon queenslandica
Lineage: Eukaryota; Metazoa; Porifera; Demospongiae; Haplosclerida; Niphatidae
Product: non-homologous end-joining factor 1-like
Exons: 8
Coding region: 17-952 (311 amino acids)
Biological process (GO): double-strand break repair via nonhomologous end joining
Cellular component (GO): DNA ligase IV complex; nucleus
Molecular function (GO): DNA end binding
Source: RefSeq, a predicted model, not a curated record